Geodia barretti is the source of this 447-nucleotide messenger RNA. NCBI's taxonomy places the organism in Eukaryota, Metazoa, Porifera, Demospongiae, Tetractinellida, Geodiidae. The record is from the annotation of a GenBank genome assembly.
AUGAGUUUCCUGGGGUUUGGGUCCUCGGCUGAGAUAGCCAUAGAGCUGGCAGACGGCGACAAGAGGAAGAAGGUGGACGUCAAGAACGAGGAGGGGAAGAAGGAAAAGCUACCUCUCUACCUCGACGGAGAGUCUGUCUCUGGCAAGUGCCCAGACAACAUUCUGUACACUAGUGUCUCUGCAGUGUUUCAGUUUCAGUGGAUCCUUAUCCUAUUGGUUGAGUGCCCAGACAACAUUCUGUACACUAGUGUCUCUGCAGUGUUUCAGUUUCAGUGGAUCCUUAUCCUAUUGGUUGAGUGCCCAGACAACAUUCUGUACACUAGUGUCUCUGCAGUGUUUCAGUUUCAGUGGAUCCUUAUCCUAUUGGUUGAGUGCCCAGACAACAUUCUGUACACUAGUGUCUCUGCAGUGUUUCAGUUUCAGUGGAUCCUUAUCCUAUUGGUUGAG